GCGGAUCCAGCCAGCGCCCGCGCCGGCGUCGCCGGAUCCAGCCAGCAUUUCACUCCCGUCUUGGACCAGCACCCCUCGGCCAUUCGCCGUCUUCCCUCCCUCGCUUGGCCUGAUCUAGAUCCGCCCCGCUGCAACGGCCCUGUCGAUCGCCCCUCUGCCCACCCCCCGUCGCUGUCGUCCAACUCGCUCCCCAGCACCACCGAAAAAAUGAAUGGCAUGCAACCCCAAAUCAUCUUGCUCCGAGAGGGCACCGACACCUCCCAGGGCAAGGGCCAGCUGAUCUCCAACAUCAACGCGUGCCUUACUGUCGCUGACAUCAUCCGAACCACCCUUGGUCCCAGAGGCAUGGACAAGCUGAUCAUCGACUCCAAAGGCGAGCCCGUCAUCUCCAACGACGGCGCUACCAUCCUGAAGCUCCUGGAUAUCGUUCACCCCGCGGGCAAGGCUCUGGUCGACAUCUCGAGAGCCCAGGACGUCGAAGUCGGAGACGGAACCACCAGUGUCACACUCUUUGCGGCCGAGCUGAUGCGCGAGGUUCGAUCGUACAUUGAGGAGGGUGUUCCUCCCCAGACUAUCAUCCGCGGCUUCCGCACCGCCUCGGUUCUGGCUAUCAACAAGAUCAAGGAGAUUGCCGUUAGCGUCGAGCGCACCAACGAGGCCGAGUUCCGAGGUCUUCUCGAAAAGUGCGCUGCCACCGCCAUGUCCUCGAAGCUGAUUCACUCGCACAAGGACUUUUUCAAGAACAUGGUCGUCAACGCCGUCCUCCAUCUGGACCAGGAUGAGCUGAACGAGAAGAUGAUUGGCAUCAAGAAGGUUCCCGGUGGUGCCCUGCAAGACUCCCUGUUCAUCGACGGUGUCGCCUUCAAGAAGACCUUUUCCUAUGCCGGCUUUGAGCAGCAGCCCAAGUCCUUCAAGUCGCCCAAGAUCCUUGCGCUGAACGUCGAGCUGGAGCUCAAGGCCGAGAAGGACAAUGCCGAAGUCCGCAUCGAGGAGGUCAAGGACUAUCAAGCCAUCGUCGAUGCCGAGUGGUCCAUUAUCUAUCAAAAGCUCGAGAAGAUUGUUGCCACAGGAGCCAAGAUUGUGCUGUCCAAGCUCCCCAUCGGCGAUCUUGCGACGCAGUACUUUGCGGACCGCGACAUCUUCUGUGCUGGCCGUGUUGCCGCCGAUGAUCUCGGCCGUGUGGUCAAGGCCGUCGGCGGAGCUAUCCAGUCGAGUGUGAACGAUAUCAGCGCCGAUCACCUCGGAACCUGCGACUUUUUCGAGGAGCGACAGGUUGGCGGCGAGCGGUACAACCUGUUCCAGGGCUGCCCGCAGGCCAAGACUUGCACCCUGAUCCUCCGCGGUGGUGCCGAGCAGUUUAUUGCCGAGGUCGAGCGUAGUCUGCACGAUGCCAUCAUGAUUGUCCGACGAGCCAUCAAGAACAAGAACGUUGUUGCUGGCGGUGGUGCCACCGAGAUGGAGCUGUCGAAAUACCUCCGCGACUACUCUCGUGGUGUUGAGGGCAAGCAGCAGAUGGUCAUUGCCUCUUUUGCCAAGGCUCUGGAGGUCAUUGCUCGCCAGCUCUGCGACAAUGCCGGUUUCGACUCAACGGACAUUCUCAACAAGCUCCGCCAGAAGCACGCCCAGGGCGGCAAGUGGUACGGCGUUGAUAUGGAGAGCGAGUCCAUUGCCGACAACUUUGAAAAGUUUGUCUGGGAGCCCGCCCUGGUCAAGAUCAACAUGAUUGCCUCGGCCACCGAGGCCGCAUGCCUGAUUCUCUCCGUCGACGAGACCGUCAAGAAUCCCCAGAGCCAACAGCCCGAUGGCGGACCCGUCCGCGGCGGCCGUGGCCGUGGCGGUAUGCGAGGUCGCGGCAUCCCAAGACGCUGAAGCGGCAAUACUCCUAUCGGACCAGUCUCCACUGUGUCCGUGCCGGUACGGGCUCGGGCGUCACAUCCCCAGCACCAACAGAAGCCCUCCCUUUCGUCAACAUGCAUUUCUCAGAACCAGCCGUUCCCGCAGCCCGGUACCCUUGUUCAUCAAUCAAUCACACCAAUGGGCUGCAGAAUGGCUUCAAUAAAAGUGUACUUUUGUACUUUUGGAUGACGUUCUACA
Molecule: messenger RNA, 2094 nt
Organism: Polychytrium aggregatum
Lineage: Eukaryota; Fungi; Chytridiomycota; Chytridiomycetes; Polychytriales
Product: chaperonin Cpn60/TCP-1 family
Exons: 9
Coding region: 208-1869 (553 amino acids)
Biological process (GO): protein folding
Cellular component (GO): chaperonin-containing T-complex
Molecular function (GO): ATP-dependent protein folding chaperone; ATP binding; ATP hydrolysis activity
Source: RefSeq, a predicted model, not a curated record